AUGAUCUUGGAGGAGAAGAUUAAACAGCGUCGUGUAAAAGUGUAUCAGCUGAGCCGAGAGAGCGAGUGGAUAGACAAGGGCACAGGCUUUUGCACUUGCUUAUGUAAUGAGACAAAGGAUGAUGCCUAUAUCGUCGUACAUUCAGAGGAGGAUUCGACAUCCGUAUUGUUACGUUCGCAAAUACUUAAAGACCAAGAAUAUCAGAAGCAGCAAGAUACUUUGGUGGUAUGGACCGAGCCCACUGGAAUGGAUUUGGCGUUGAGUUUUCAGGAAGCCGAAGGGUGCACGGAAAUAUGCGAUUUCAUAUCUGAAAUAAAGAAUCAUAUGAACCUGGAAAAUUCUGAAGAUAUAAGUUCUAGCCCAUUUGAUUCUGAAAUACAAAAUAUGACCAUCAAAUUACCAGAACCUACUUUGGCCAAUUUGCAAGACAUCGAGCUAAUGAUUAAAAAUGCGAGUCGGUCACUUAUCGAGAGAGAAAAACUGGCGUCGUUUAUCACCCAAGAUUAUAUUUCAAAACUAUUUCCUUUAUUUUCUACAUGCGAGGAUCUCGAGGAUCGAAAUGAUCUGCAUCGGUUGUGCUCUAUUAUGAAAGGAAUAAUCAUGUUACAAGACAGUGAAAUUUACGAAUUCAUCUUGCGCGACGAUGUGAUAAUGCAAGUUGUUGGAAUGCUGGAAUAUGAUCCCGAGUUUCCCAAUUACAAGGCCAACCACCGACAAUAUCUAUCCGACAACUCGAAAUUCAAAGAAAUUGUCAAAAUAAAAGACAAGGCGAUCGAGGCUAAAAUACACGAAACCUUCCGGCUUCAGUAUCUUAAGGAUGUCGUAUUUGCUCGAGUGUUCGAUGAUCCGACCAUUCUCUCUUCCCUCAUUUUCUUCAAUCACGUUGAUAUAUGUAAACACAUUUCGCAAGAUGACGAAUUUCUGGCUGAACUCUUCAACAUUCUUAACGAGGAAGGUGAGGAUUCAAAACGUAAGCGUGACGUUGUCAUGUUCGUUCAACAACUUUGUUCUAUCGCAAAGAACAUUCAUUUUCACAAUAGAAAAGAUUUAUACAAAUCGUUGGCAAAACAUGGAUUGUUUCAGAUCUUUGAGUAUUCCCUGGUGGAUGAGGAUCCAUCCGUGAGAACGACUGGUGGUGAAAUAUUAGCUUUUCUCUUGGACACCGAUGCUAGCAUAAUUCGUUCUUAUAUUGUCAAGCAGGUUGAUGAAGGAAAGAAGACUUUGGUCGAGAUCCUCAUAGAGAGAUUUAUCCAAGAUGAGGAUUUGGGUGUUAAAGCGCAGUAUGCCGAGGCAUUUCGUCUUUUAUUAGAUAUGAAUGCCGGGUUGUCGGAAAUAGGUUUCAUGGUCCCUCCCGAGUCAUUGUCAUUAAUUCCCAAACAAGACGAAGAUAUCGGCAAAUUUUUAGAUGUAUUCUACGACGAGCUUAUACCGAAAUUGGUAAAACCAAUAUUCGAUUUACCGGAACUCGAAAAGGACGACGACAUACUUGAUUUAUCACCUGACAAAGCUGCUUUAUGCUAUCACAUAUGCGAGCUCUUGUCAUUUAUUAUACGACAGCACACCUUUAGAAGCAAAUAUUUUGUAAUUUCCACAAAUGUAACUAUGAAGAUGUGUUCAUUAUUAAAAACUCGAGAAACCUACGUAAAAUUAGCUGCGUUGAGAUGUUUCCGCGCUUGUAUAGGAAUGAAAGAAGAAUUCUAUAACAGGCACUUGGUGAGAAACAAUCACCUGGAGCCUAUAAUACACUUGCUCGUAGGGACCAAUGGAAAAAAUAAUUUGCUAAAUUCGGCAUGUCUCGAAUUAUUCGAAUUCAUACGAAAGGAAAAUAUCAAGCCCCUGGUCAAUUCCAUCAUGGAAAAGUAUGGUGAUCAACUGAUAAAAAUUGAUUACGUCGAUACUUUCCGUCAACUUCAACUUCGUUACGAACAAAACAAAGAGGUCCUCGUUAAACCCGACAAGUCGCCCGGAGAGUCUAGCCAAAGUCAAAAUAAUACUCAGCAAAUGGGCCACGAAGGGUGGUCGUCGGGUGUGAUUGACGAAGACGAAGAGGCUUACUUUAACACGUCGGACGACGAAGAUAACGGUGUAUCCGUAGAAACUUCAAAAACUGACACGACUUCAGUUGAGGAGGAAACAAAGGAUGGAUUAAAGUCGGAGAGUGAUUCUUCGGGAGAAUCCAAAGAAGCGGACUCGGCGAAAGCUUCAAAUGCCGGUAAAGUGGGUUUGGUCGAUUAUCCGGAUGAAGAUUAUGACAACGAGGAUGUGAAAAAGGACACUACCGAGCCUAUGGCUCUUGAUAAGUCUAAGGCGUCUUCAUCACCUCCAUCGUCUCCACGACCAACAAAGACUCAUCAGGCUUCUGCUAGUGAGUCAUCUUUGCCGUCAAACGGGACCUCCACAAGGAAGGCCGGUUUAAAAAUCUUGAGAUCAUCCCAAACCUUAAGGCCGAAAUUAAAGAAGGCACGAAUGGAAUAG
Messenger RNA from Acaulospora morrowiae, 2475 nucleotides. NCBI's taxonomy places the organism in Eukaryota, Fungi, Glomeromycota, Glomeromycetes, Diversisporales, Acaulosporaceae. The record is from the annotation of a GenBank genome assembly.